CAAGAUAGUUUCAUAUCAACCUACCAAUGCAAUAAUUUCGGCCCAUAUGCAAUCCUCUCUUUAGACCAUUUCAGUCUGACAAGUAGGUAAUCAUAGUAUAAACUACAUAUUGGAAGGACAAUACGUUUACGACUCUAAGCCGACGAUUGAAUAUUAAUUGCCCAAAGGCGUAACGUAACAGUACCGCCUAGACAUACUAAUACAACUAACAAAAUAACAACUGCGGGGGCGCUACUUAUUCAUAAGGAAUAUAUAAAGAUUGAUGCUUCUCAUCAUUCCGCUUCACCAUCUGAGCUCACCAAUUCACGCCCUUUUAUAUACCAUUUGCCGUUCCAGUCAAGUAUAAGCGAAUCAGCAAGACGCAGACCCACCGGGAUGAUGACGACAGCAGCAAGAUGCUACGCAACGAGAAUAUCAGCUAGUUGCGCCCUCCCGACUACAAGCCGCCGGUCUCCGGUCCCGGAAAGUAUUUUACGGUCCGGACCCACGACCCCCCAGAGACGAUUUAUAUUUUCCAAACUUACAAGGAUUUCACGUAUAUCUCAGACUAGGGAGUUUUCUAAUCUCCGAAAAGACAAUCCGGCAGGCAUAAAUACUACACUGUCAAGUAGCAGCCGGAAAAGAAUACAGAGUGUCAUGGCACAAAGCGCAAACACACACCACAUCGUUGUCGCUCUGGAAGCUUCAAUCGUCCCAGUUCCGCCGCUGGACCUCCCCGCGCCACAUACAUACGAGCUCCGGGAGUACGGGAGGACGCGGCCGGAAGAGGUGGCCGAGAGGGUAAAAGAUGCCGACGUAGUCAUCGUAACUAUUGUUCAGCUCAAGGCCGACAUCCUGCGGCCCGAGAUGACCCCACGCCUGAAAAUGGUAGCUGUGGUAGCAUCCGGGACCGACUGCGUGGAUCUAGCAGCAUGCAGGGCCCGGGGGAUCGUCGUGGGCAACACGCCGCAUUGCAACACUGUUUCCGUCGCCGAGCACGUCGUUGCGCUAUACUUCGCUACGAGAAGAUCGGUAGCGCUUGUACACACGAUGGUCCAGUCGGGCGAAUGGAGGAAGGAGAUGUUGCACAAUACCCUCAAUGGUCCGGAUGGCAGGGCGCCCAGGACCUGUCGGGACGAAACCCUUGGAAUCAUUGGCUAUGGUGCCGUGGGGAAGGCACUCGAGUCUACUGCUAAAAGCUUGGGUAUGAAGGUCCUUAUAUCUGGACGCAAAGGCGCUUCGACAGUGCCAGAGGGCCGCACUCCAUUCGAUACCCUGAUCCGCGAGAGCUCGGUUAUCGCGUUAUGCCUGCCGCGGUCUCCGGAGACGAUGAACAUGAUCUCCAACGCCGAACUGGACGCUAUGAAGCCCUAUGCGGUUAUAGUCAACGUUUCCCGAGGGGGUAUCGUGGAUGAGAAGGCACUUCUGACAGCCCUGAAGUCGAGAAAGAUUGCUGGUUAUGGUACAGAUGUCUACGAGCAGGAACCCGCAAAUCCUGAUAAUAGCCCUCUGGUAGGGCCUGACGUGGCUGGCCUUAACAUAGUUACUACGCCGCACGUUGCUUGGUGCGCGGGCGACACUAUCUCAAAUUACAAUAGAGCGACGAAGGAAAAUAUUGCUGGAUGGCUGACUACUGGGCAGCCAAAGUAUUCGGUGGUGUAAGGAGUGCGGGCUAUUAGGUA
Messenger RNA from Daldinia vernicosa, 1661 nucleotides. Its product is annotated as D-isomer specific 2-hydroxyacid dehydrogenase. Lineage: Eukaryota; Fungi; Ascomycota; Sordariomycetes; Xylariales; Hypoxylaceae. The coding region runs from base 376 to 1641 and encodes 421 amino acids. The record is from RefSeq and is a predicted model, not a curated record. The transcript has a single exon. Gene Ontology annotation, molecular function: oxidoreductase activity, acting on the CH-OH group of donors, NAD or NADP as acceptor; NAD binding.